Molecule: messenger RNA, 1464 nt
Organism: Zonotrichia leucophrys gambelii
Lineage: Eukaryota; Metazoa; Chordata; Aves; Passeriformes; Passerellidae
Product: RNA polymerase II elongation factor ELL2-like
Exons: 10
Coding region: 1-1359 (452 amino acids)
Biological process (GO): positive regulation of transcription elongation by RNA polymerase II; snRNA transcription by RNA polymerase II; transcription elongation by RNA polymerase II
Cellular component (GO): transcription elongation factor complex
Molecular function (GO): cis-regulatory region sequence-specific DNA binding
Source: RefSeq, a predicted model, not a curated record
AUGGCGGAGCUGCGGGCCUGGGCAGGAUCCAGUGAGUUCCGCAGGGCCCCAAUCCGCACUGCGUCCCACAGGGUCCCCACCAGCACUGCCAUGCCCGUCAGGGCGAGCCAGAGGUGCCAGGAGCAAGAGCCAAAUACCAGCGAGGCGUCGCACAGUGGAAGUGCACAGGUUGUCAAAUUGUAUAACCCACUUGGAGAUGUGAGAAGAGCCAAAUCACACACUUCAUGUCCCGCCCCUGAGGAGAAGAGAACAAAGCCCACGAAGCCUGCAGAGAAUGAACAGAAGCCUUGCAGUGCUGUUUAUCGGCGACCCUACAGGGACAGGGUGAUUCAUUUACUUGCUCUGAGGACUUACAAGAAGCCAGAGUUACUUGCUCGCUUGCAGAGAGAUGGAGUCAUGCAAAAGGACAAGGGCACCCUUGCCAAGAUCCUUCAGCAGGUAGCCAAGUGGAAUGCAAAGGAUAAUUCCUUCAGUCUGAAGGAACAUCUAUUUCAAACCCUUCAGACUGAUUGGCCUGGCUACACAGAAAUAGACAGACAGAAGCUGAAGUUAAUACUUUCUCGAAAAUCAGCUCCAUCUCAGAACACCACCAACACCAGUCAAGCGUUAUCUCCAGGGCCUUCUGAGAGAGAUGCUGCAGUAAGACCUGCUCAGAAACGGCCUCUGGCUUCUGACUGUACCAGUCCUGUGACGAGCAAGAAGAGGAGAAUUGGCCACCAGCCCAGUCCUGUCCAGCCAGCAGCUGGUGGCCACUUUCCUUCCUUCCUGCUGCCUUCCACAUCUCUGUUCUCUUCGGACAUGUCUCCAAGUGCCGGCUCUGUUUCCCCGUGCACCCAUGUGGUGCAGCAAACAGAGAAAUUUCGGAGCUCCAGCAUCCCAAAAAGUGCCAGGGAGCAGAAGGAGAUCCCCAACUCAAGCGGGGAGAAAAAUGAACUGGGGAGGCUGAAGCAGUGGCACCGCCUGGAUUUCGAUGAAGGAGCAAGAAAAGAGACUUCCAUUGCCUCCACAUGCUCUGCAAUAAGCGACCAACCAGACUACUUGAGAAAAUACGUAGCCAUUGUCUCCUUGGAGCAACGCCAGCGCUACAAGGAUGACUUCAAUGCAGAGCAUGAGGAAUACCGGAAUUUACACUCUGUGAUUGACAAGACCACAAAGAAAUUCAGACAGUUUCAGGAGCAAUGGAAGUCUCUGACUCCAGGCUCUGAAGCCUAUCAGAGGCUGCAUCAUCAAAUCCUAGCAGAUUAUCAGCAGCUACAACAGGGUAGCCCCAGCUACUCUGAAAUGAAGAGCAGGUGCCAGUACCUCCACAAAAAGCUGGCCCAUAUUCAGAGGCGCAUUUCUGAAUAUGACCAGCAGUGAGUGGAGUCCUGGCACCAGACAUCUGCUUCAGCCUCGUGACAUCUGCAGACCCCAGAUUUUUUAUUUCAACUAGAAGAUUAAGUUUUAGGAUUUUUUAAGUUAGUA